CGGAGUGUCGUCUACUACCGUGGCUGCGCUGUUUGGAAGAAGCACUACACUUUCUCAACAUUUCGGUAUGCAACGCCCCAAAACUACGAGAGGGAAAACACAAUAAGCUGUUGCUAUCGCCGCCCUUUCGUUGUGACUAAUAGAUGAAAUAUCAACCCAAACGUGUUUUUUUUUUAAAACCGUAUUUUCCCCCAAACUGAGGGGGGUUUCUUAUCACAAAAGGCCGUCACUGGAGACACACGACUCGCCGGAGAAGCUGCCCGUGUGGCUGGAGAAAGGACUCAAACAUAUCGACCUCAGUAGCCUCUAGGCUUUCGGGUCCGUAGCGUAUACUUGACGGCUGUUUGGAAAAAGCUAUUAUCGGUUAUGAGAAACACGGAGCAGCGAGGACCGUGAUUUCCUUCCCCGCUUUGCCAUGCACGGAGCUCGGAUGUCCGCAGAAGAAUGUGUCGGUCUCUCCCGGCGUUAGCUCCGCUGUGGCUCCAUGGCCAACAGUAACAACAUGCUCCUGGCCUCUGCCGUGGUGGUGUGGGAAUGGCUGAACGAACACGGCCGGUGGAGGCCUUACAGCCCCGCCGUCUCCCACCAGAUAGAGGCGGCCAUCCGGAGCAGCGACCCCCGCGGAGGGAGCGUAGUCCUCGGCCAGGUGGACAGCCGGCUCUCGCCCUACAUCAUAGAUCUCCAGUCCAUGCACCAGUUCAGACAGGACACAGGAACCAUCCGUCCGGUGCGAAGGACUUUUUACGACCCAACCUCGGCCCCGGGUCAGGGCUGGCAGUGGGAGUGGGAGAAUGAUGCGGGUUCGUGGACGCCCUAUGACAUGGAGGUGGCCAUCGCGAUCGAGAGUGCCCACAACCGCCAGCAGCCCUGUCUUGACCUGACCCCACUCGGCUUCUGCUACCUCAUUGAUUUUCAGAACCUGACACAGGUUAACAGACAGAGCCAGAGGUGUCGCAGGCUGCAGAGACGAGCAGACGUAGCCUACCCUUUAGUGUCUGGUCCUCUCCCGCUGCCUAAAGGAGGAGUUGUAGGAGGAGGCGGAGGUCUAACAGGAGCCCUGCUGGGUGUCGGGGUGUCAGGGUCCAGUAUGGGGAUUGGAAACUCUCUCUACUCCAAUGGGGGCUUACCAGCUACUGGACUAGGCCAGCCUUGUUCCUGCCAGCAGUGCAUGCUGGUCCUUAGUGUGAAGGCCAACACAGGUGGUGUAGGGGGAGGAGGCGCAGGUAUUCAGACCCUAGGUAGAAGAUCUUUAACCAUGCAGCGACCGAAGACCACUGCAUCUUUCUCCUCCAAACCUCUGAGUCCGUCGAAAUCCGCCACUCUUGGACGAGGACAGCAGCAGAACUCCAACUCCAACUCCAACUACUACCAGACGCUGCCGCACGGACUCGCCAUCUCCAGAAAUAUUGCCUCCCCGAGAAGGAACGCCCAGCUCUUCGCUCAGUCACUCGCUGCUCUCACGGCUGGCACUUCCACUCUCGGCAUCUCCUCGUCUUCCAACAGGCCGCCGCCACCGUCCUUCCCCCCUCCUCAGCCUCCGUCAUCGAACCCAAGCCAGAACCCUCCGUCCAUCCCGCCGAAACUCUCCUCAUCUUCAGCAAGCGACCCGGUGCCGACCGCUACAUUAGUAACCCCAGCAAACAGUGUGACCACGCCCCCCUCGCCCGUGCCCUCUCCCUCGCCGAUGGUGAUGAAGCCACAGCGCAGCGUGUCUUCCGCGGCAACAGUGUGCCAUGCCCCAUUGCCACAGAGGUCAAGUUUAGCCGGGCUGAGCAGACCAGCGUUACAGAGGAUAGCGAUGGCUCAGUCCAGGGCGCUCAUAGCAUCUGGCGUGCCCACCGUCCCAGUGAAGAACCUCAAUGGAUCCAGUCCUGUUCACCCUGCACUGGCUGGGAUCACAGGUAUCCUGAUGAGUGCUGCUGCUCUGCCGGUGUGUCUGACCCGGCCUCCUAAACUCGUGCUGCACCCUCCGCCAGUCAGCAAAAGCGACAUCAAACCCGUGCCAGGCUUUGGUCACUGCUGCAGGAAGACCACCAAGAAGCAGGCUCGCAAGGGUAAAACUCCAGAGGAGGUGGUAAAGAAGUAUCUGCAGAAAGUAAAAAGUCCACCAGAGGAGGACUGUACAAUCUGCAUGGAGCCGUUGGGGGGUCCGUCUGGAUAUAAGGGUCCAGGGGUGGGGCCUGUGUCUCGGGCAGAGUCAGUCGGCCGUCUAGCGCAGUGUGGACACCAGUACCAUUUCCAGUGCCUGGUGGCCAUGUAUAAUAAUGGCAACAAGGACGGAAGUCUUCAGUGUCCAACCUGUAAAACCAUCUACGGCGUGAAGACGGGCAACCAGCCGGCAGGGAAGAUGGAGUACCAUGUCAUCCCUCACUCUCUCCCUGGACAUCCCGACUGCAAAAGCGUACGGAUCAUCUACAACAUACCACCAGGCAUUCAGGGACCAGAGCAUCCCAACCCAGGGAAGCCCUUCACUGCCAGAGGCUUUCCCCGACACUGCUACCUCCCAGACAGCGAGAAAGGACGCAAGGUACUGAGACUGCUCCUGGUAGCAUGGGACCGCAGGUUGAUCUUCUCGGUUGGUACUUCGAGCACUACGGGAGAGUCCGACACCGUCAUCUGGAACGAGGUCCACCAUAAGACGGAGUUCGGCUCCAACCUGACGGGCCACGGUUUUCCAGACCCCGGACACCUGGACAAUGUCCUGGAGGAGCUCCGUGCUCAGGGCAUCACAGAGGAUGACGCAAUGAUGGAAAAGUGAAAGGAUGAGUUAGAGAGAACGAGGAUACAUCCGCCUGAGAGGAAAAACAGAAGAAACUAAGACGGCGAGAAUUAAAGUAACAGCAGAAGCAGCCGAGGGAAGAAAAGAGGAAGAGGUCCUGGACUGAGACAGACUCUCUCUGCCAGCACUUAAACAGAAGGGGGGGAUGCGGGGGGUUGUAGAAGAUUGAUUUUGUUUUUGCAGAGGUAACUACUUUUCAAGAUGUCGAUCGUGUCACUGCUGACAAUGUGAGUCGAUCCAAACAGCAAAAAGAAAUGGAGGGGGGGGGAUGGGGGUUAAAGGGAGCUGCAGCACAGACAGGAAAGCAACAAAGAGGAAGAGGGUCACACUCAUGGUUUUAGCCUCUAGAGAUAGGUACUUAACAUGGAGAAGUGUGAAUGAAACGGUACUAACAUCAGGACAAAAAAACAAGUUUACUUUACUGAGAGAAAGAGAAACCAAGAAAAGAUGGCAAAAUGUUAGAGCAGUUCAAGGAAAACUGAGAGAGAGGGGACAAAGAGAGAGAGCAGUCAGAGCAAAUGGGGAGUGAGGAGGAGGGGGGAAGGAGAGAAGGAUUGAUGUAGCAGAAAGAUGGAAAAGAUGGUGCAUGAAUGUAGCGUAGGAUAUGAGUAGGGUAAAAAUUAACUUGUACGGUACUUUAGAGAUCGCUGUUAACACAAAGAGACGGUCUGUGUGUGCUUUGAAACCACCUGCCUGCAUGUGGUUGGACUGUGGUGCUGUUGCUCCCUCUUGUGGUGAAACUGCAGGAACUGCAUUUUUGUCUGGAAGCUACUGCAACAAAUCCAAAUGUUACUAUGAGUUUUAUCUACCUUUUGUUACUUUUUUUUUCAUCACUGUUACUAUAACCCUCAUGUAACAUCAUUCCAUACUUUACCUCUUACUUUUGACUCGAUGGGUUUUUUUUAUACGACCUGCAUAUGUGACAUGACAAAAGACCAAACGAAGGCUGAGUCACUUUGGGCCUAUUUGGAGUCUUACUUUUGAGCCACUGCGGUACAAGUUAACCAUAGAUACACACAGGUACCAGUAUUUACUGAUAUAUCUGUCUUUUAUUUUUAUUCUUUUGACGGUUCACAUGUAUAUCAUUGCUGUUGUGUUCCCCCCUAACAGGGAGACACCGAUAUGAAAAAAUUAGCUGACAUUUGAGGGGGGUUUGAUACUGGAGCAAGAGACCUUAAGAUUGGGCAGAGUGUUGGGAGUCAGGGGAAUGGAGAGGACAGGAGGUAAUACAUUAACUACUGAGACAACGCAGUGUUUAAACGAGCAAUGAUACAAUCCUGCUUUUACCAUCAUUAAUACUGCACCACCAUUCAUCAAGAUUACAAAUCCAGACCCUUAAAUAUCCAAGGAACCUGCCACCAGUCAUAUUCUGGUGAAAUACAACGCUUAAAAAAGACAUCAAAUGAUGGUCCCAUGUCUAUGCCACAGAAGAAAAGCUUCUUUCUUUUUUUUACUUUGACUGGAUACAAAAAGUGUUUGAUGCUGUUUUGGGAAAUCUCCUGACGAGCUAUUUCCUCAUCCUGUUGACAUCAGUUAAGACUUUUAUAAACCUGCAUUGUGAAGUAGGUCUUUCUGGCAUCUUUUUUAAAAUAUGUACAAUCAAAUCUGAGCCACAGUUCUUCAUGUUUUGCAUCAUAAUGCUGUAUUCUGAUUCUAGAUGAUCAGUGGCUAUAUGAAGUGAAAGUGCCACUCACUGGAGACAGAUGAACAUGUGCUCCACACCUGAGAGAAAACACUUGUAGUUUUUGUCUAUCACAGUAAUCCUGUUGGAUGAGACCAGCUAACAGGUUAUCA
Molecule: messenger RNA, 4573 nt
Organism: Labrus bergylta (ballan wrasse)
Lineage: Eukaryota; Metazoa; Chordata; Actinopteri; Labriformes; Labridae
Product: E3 ubiquitin-protein ligase DTX4
Biological process (GO): Notch signaling pathway; protein ubiquitination
Cellular component (GO): nucleoplasm
Molecular function (GO): zinc ion binding; ubiquitin protein ligase activity
Source: RefSeq, a predicted model, not a curated record